AUGAACAUAUAAUGUUACUCGUGCUUUGACUUUUCCAGGUGUGCGGGAAGUCGUUCAACAGAAUGUACAACCUGCUGGGUCACAUGCACCUCCACGCCGGCUCCAAACCCUUCAAGUGUCCUUACUGCUCCUCCAAGUUUAACCUGAAGGGGAACCUCAGCCGACACAUGAAGGUCAAACACGGCAUGGACAUCUCACCUGACGGACAAGAUGCUCUUCCUGGGAUGGAGGGCCAGGGCCACUAUGAGGAGGACAACUUUGACUUUGGGACCUCAGGGGCAAACAACAACAUGGAUAAUGGAGGCUCCCAGAACCUCACCAAGCUCACCACGGCCAACAUGGACGACAUGGACAACUAUUACAACUUUGGGAAGGAUACAGCUAACUACAACACGUCUUGAGCAGCAGGAGAAUAGUGUUAAUGGACUACAGACCAUUAGACACCAUGGAUUAAUGGAGAAGAGACCAUGGGUUAUUGGUGGACUAACUGCAGACCAUGGGUUAUUGGUGGACUAACUACAGACCAUGGGUUAUUGGUGGACUAACUACAGACCAUGGGUUAUUGGUGGACUAACUACAGACCAUGGGUUAUUGGUGGACUAACUUCAGACCAUGGGUUAUUGGUGGACUAACUACAGACCAUGGGUUAUUGGUGGACUAACUACAGACCAUGGGUUAUUGGUGGACUAACUACAGACCAUGGGUUAUUGGUGGACUAACUACAGACCAUGGGUUAUUGGUGGACUAACUACAGACCAUGGGAAAACAGAAAGGAAAAUGCCACACUGCUGCUCCCAGCUGAUAUUUAUUUAUAACGUUUCCACCCUUAGGUCUUCAUCAGGUAUCCAGGACCUAAUGGUGGAAACAUUGUUAUAAAUAAAUAUCCGGGAGCACGAGCAGCAGUGUGGCGUUUUCCUUUCUGUUUUCCAUGAGUUUACCUAGAACUCCAGCACCUGUGGAAAGUACCUGGAUGUGUGUAUGUUCUUCAGCUUUUGUUAAUGGAGAGGAGACCAUGGGUGGGGAACAGACAACAUGGCUGCCGUGCUGUGGCAGAGAGAGAGACUGGGUUAGGGCGUGCUGUGGCAGAGAGAGAGACUGGGUUAGGGCGUGCUGUGGCAGAGAGACUGGGUUAGGGCGUGCUGUGGCAGAGAGAGAGACUGGGUUAGGGUGUGCUGUGGCAGAGAGAGAGACUGGGUUAGGGCGUGCUGUGGCAGUGAGAGAGACUGGGUUAGGGCGUGCUGUGGCAGUGAGAGAGACUGGGUUAGGGCGUGCUGUGGCAGUGAGAGAGACUGGGUUAGGGCGUGCUGUGGCAGAGAGACUGGGUUAGGGCGUGCUGUGGCAGAGAGACUGGGUUAGGGCGUGCUGUGGCAGAGAGAGACUGGGUUAGGGCGUGCUGUGGCAGAGAGAGAGACUGGGUUAGGGCGUGCUGUGGCAGAGAGAGACUGGGUUAGGGCGUGCUGUGGCAGAGAGAGAGACUGGGUUAGGGCGUGCUGUGGCAGAGAGAGAGACUGGGUUAGGGCGUACUGUGGCAGAGAGAGAGACUGGGUUAGGGCGUGCUGUGGCAGAGAGAGAGACUGGGUUAGGGCGUGCUGUGGCAGAGAGAGAGACUGGGUUAGGGCGUGCUGUGGCAGA
Molecule: messenger RNA, 1632 nt
Organism: Oncorhynchus nerka (sockeye salmon)
Lineage: Eukaryota; Metazoa; Chordata; Actinopteri; Salmoniformes; Salmonidae
Product: zinc finger protein 710-like
Exons: 2
Coding region: 63-401 (112 amino acids)
Biological process (GO): regulation of transcription by RNA polymerase II
Cellular component (GO): nucleus
Molecular function (GO): RNA polymerase II cis-regulatory region sequence-specific DNA binding; DNA-binding transcription activator activity, RNA polymerase II-specific
Source: RefSeq, a predicted model, not a curated record